AUGUUGACGGAGAAGCGCACAUCCUACAUGCCGAACGCGCGCUUCGCCAUCAAGCGCCGGCACUGCCCAUCCAAGUCCUUGGACGCCGACCCAUGCUGCAAGCAACCACGGCCGUCGGACGACGCGUCCUCGUUCAAGUCGUCGAGGACGCUCUCCUGGAUCCCCUCGCUCAUCCGCCGUGCCGCGAAUCCACCCGUCAUGGUCCGGACCGGUCACGAGAUGCGUCGAAUCGUGAACCCCCUCCCCCCCAUCCCUCCUAGCUUGCACAGCUCACCCUCCGACUCGGCGGAAUGCCAAGAGGGCUGCCAACCUCUGGCGAGAUGCUUGCCUCGCGAAACUUGCCGUCGCCUCCCGAGCAUCGAAGGCCCCGCCCAAAUGGACCAGAAGGAACAAGAACACUCGCAUCAACGACUCGCACGACCUGCUCUUCCUUUCUGCGCCACAGGCACCAGCUUGGAAGAGCAAACACCUCCUCGUCGAUCUCCCCCUAGCUCUCCCCUUCGCUCCCCCCCUCGCUCUCCUCCGACGUUUUCCGAUGUCGACUUGGUCAAGACGUGCGGGCACGGCAACAUGGUCGGCAAACAGGGACGGACAAGCGAGGAAGAGGAGGAGCUAUCCGCCAACAUCCGUCAACUGAUCCAGGAGACGGAACGAGCAUUCGAGGCCGUUGGCAACGCUCUCAACGACGUGCAACUGACGUCGAGAGACGUGCGGUUGCUGGAACCGGCCGCCCCUGCGCCCGUGGCGGGCACGCCCCCUUCGAGCGGGAGCUGCAAAGGGGUGCCGUCCCCGAGAACGGUGCCGACUCGCAAGUCGUCCGUCUCCAAGUCGAGGAAGCGGAAGCAAAAAAUGGCAGGCAAGCAAUCGAGCCCCCGAGCGGCCAAGCUGCAGGCCAAGGCCGCUCGGCUGGCCAUGUCGGAGAGCGUCAGCAACCUCAUUCAGGGCCAGAGGUUCAGGCGCAUAGUGGCGGACGAGAUGCUGACGCCGGCUCGGAUGGACGAGAUGAGGCGAGCGCGUGAGCGUGAGCAGGCCCAGUCGGAAACGACUCUUCGGUUGGAAUGCCGCUCGUCCAACGGCUCGUGCCAGAGCGUCGGAACGGACCAGUCAGACACACCCUUGGAACCCUUUCACCUGGAAAGCCUCGUGUCGAGCAUCGAGGCAUCGUCGGAGCACACGCCGCCGGGGGCUGGGGAGCCUAAGGAGCAGGCAUCUCCUGAGCAGGCAUCUCCUGAGCGACCUCUACCGAGGACGAGCGAGCACGAGGAGCAGGCUCCGGCCGCUCUGACGGAACAUCGCGUUUUCCGUGCCGACCAUUCUCUUCAGCAGCGGGGGUCAAGGGAGGAUGGGUGGAGGAGGGGGGAGAAGGAAUCGGAUGAGCGCAUGACGCUCGCCGAUUUUGCCUUUCCAGUCAUCCCUCCAAGGUAUGCCGGGCGACAGGGGUCACGAGCGCAGAUGGCUCGACUGCCGACGAUACCCGAAAUCACAGGGUCGAACGAAGGCCAGACGACCGGCAUCCUGGACGGCGAUUCAUCCGACAACGACGAGGCCGUCUUCUUGAGGGGCACGGCUCUAUCGUCGGCCAACCGGUCGUUCAGACACGGGCACAUCGUUUGCCACAAGCGGGGGGUGACGAGAGAGCAGGCCGAGGCGGAAGUGGACGAGACGGUGGACUGGACGGCCUUCCAGAUGGCCAUCCUCGGAGGCGCUGGAGAUUUGGUGUCGGGCAUGUACGAGGACGACCAGAACAGGAUGGCGGAUGAAAUGGUGGCCUGGUUCGACACCUUUGGCUUCGAAUCCCACGGCGAGCUCGUGUCGGGCGCCGUCUCGUCGGCGCGCAACUCGUCCCAAAGCGCCUCUUCGUCUUCGCCGUCGACGGUGCAGUCGGAUACCGAGCUGCCGAUCCCGGUCCAGAGCGAGAGCCGAGCGCGGCGGCACGGCUACGACGACGUCGUCCACUUCGGGUCCAUGCCGGAUGCCUUGGAUGCACUCUCGAUUUUCCGCGGCGACGGGCGGCGGCGCUGGACGAUGGAAGGGCCGCCGAAGUCGUCGGCGCGCAAGGGGUCCGCCGGCCACAGGGCGCGGCCGAGACCGCUGGUGGUCGGCGGUGAGACGGUGGAUGGCGAGGGUGUGGGUGUGCCGGAGCGCGCGGCGGAGGUGAUACCGAUGGGUUGCAACAUGAUGAACGACCUGGAUGAUUUUCUGCGAUGGGAGGCGGCGUACAUGCACGGGAGCGUCAUCUGA
Molecule: messenger RNA, 2241 nt
Organism: Drechmeria coniospora
Lineage: Eukaryota; Fungi; Ascomycota; Sordariomycetes; Hypocreales; Ophiocordycipitaceae
Exons: 1
Coding region: 1-2241 (746 amino acids)
Source: RefSeq, a predicted model, not a curated record